AAUACAUUACAUUAGAGAAGAAAGAAAAAAAAAAUGGAGAAUUCAAGUUUCGACACAGUAUUUUCGCUAGAUCUACAAAAGCACAUUAUGUCAUUUUUCACUCUGAAAAGCUUGGCGAAAUGCAUCUGCGUCUCGAAGCAAUGGGCAUCUCUUAUCCGUGGGGAAGACUUCGCAAAAGUUUACUUGAACCGAUCGAUUGAUAGGCCUCGACUGAUGUUCAUGGUCGGACGAUUUGCAUCCGACCCGCCUGAACCUCAGAUGUCGUGGUUUUACAAUGUUUAUAAAGAGCUAAAACGUGCGCCCGGCAAAUAUGACGUAGAGACUGAGGCGUUGUUUCACUCUGUUUACCAAAAGGAGGAACCACUGUUGUUGUCUGGUCAACAACAGUUACGUAUUCCUUUUGAGCCAUUUACUUGUAGUGUUACUCGACCCAUCCAAGGUUUGAUCUAUCUUCAGUUAAGAACUAAGUCUGCGAUUUGCAACCCCGGUGCGAAAACGUUUAGGACUUUACCGGAGAUCAAAGCGGAUCCAAAAACUGUCAUAAAAAGUUUUUUGGGAUACGACAAAGCUACGGAUGUAUUCAAGGUGUUAUGUAUAACAUGUCGAAGUGGGGUAUUUGUAAAUCCGAUUAGGACAUAUCAGGUUUGCACGAUAAGAUUCAACGCCGGUGAAGAAUCUUGGAGACCGAUCAGAUGUGCGUAUGAUCAUUCACCAUCCACUGAAGGACUAUUUAUAGAUGGGGUUUUGUACUAUGAAGCUGAACGUUAUAGUGACAAGGCUCGGGUAAUAAUGAGCUUCAAUGUGAUGUCUGAAGAAUUUAGUGUCAUUGAAUUAUCUGAGCAAGUUAGGUCAGAUAAUAGUUGGCACUUGGUGAAUUAUAAUGAGAAAAUUGCCUUACCUCAGCCUGUUGACAACAAAAGUAGAGGUUUGCAAAUGUGGGUUAGAGAUGAAAUGGGAGUAUGGUCACUCAGAAGCAUUAGGAUUCCUCCUUGGAAGAAAGCUAUUGGAUGCAAAAGGCUUUAUUUCAGAGGCAACAUUCAUGGAACAAAUGAACUUGUUUUCACAGAAAACGGCUGUCUUGGACACCUAAUACCCUCUGUUAUACAUGUGUUGCUUUACAAUACGGAAAAGCCAAAUCUGAUCAGAAAAAUUGAUGUUGAAAAGUUGGAUGGUGAUAAUGCUGAAACCUUCGUGGAUCAUGUGGACAGUACUUGGCUCAUGUGAAGAAUUAAGAAGAUCACUGGUUUGUUAUGGGUUGUUCUGUCUCUCUAGCUUCUCAGGUCGUAUUGGUAUUGUUCGUUUUCAUUUCUAUUAAAGUCGUUACUCUCUACUUAUGCUAAACAAUAAUGUUGUCUCUCUUUCAAGUCGUAGUACUGGUCUGAUUGGGAAAAUUGUUAGUUUUCAUUAUACUACUCUCGUUAUAUCUUUUAUUGAUGCUAAAUAAUAAUAAUAAUAAUGAUGAUGAUCUUAUUGAGAUUG
This is a messenger RNA of Capsella rubella, 1479 nucleotides long. Its product is annotated as putative F-box protein At1g70970. The record is from RefSeq and is a predicted model, not a curated record. Gene Ontology annotation, molecular function: protein binding. The transcript has a single exon. Bases 34 to 1224 code for a protein of 396 amino acids. NCBI's taxonomy places the organism in Eukaryota, Viridiplantae, Streptophyta, Magnoliopsida, Brassicales, Brassicaceae.